This is a messenger RNA of Heterobilharzia americana, 744 nucleotides long. NCBI's taxonomy places the organism in Eukaryota, Metazoa, Platyhelminthes, Trematoda, Strigeidida, Schistosomatidae. The record is from the annotation of a GenBank genome assembly.
AUGUCAUCGUUAAUAUAUUCUCUUUGCACUUUCAACGAUCUACCACUUCAUCGUUUUCCUUCAAAUGAUUUGAAUGUUUAUAUACAAGAUAUUAUCAAACAACUUCUAUAUUUAAAAGAAUCUGGAGAUGUAAUAAAUAUUAAAUUAUUUUUAUCAAAAUACUUUGAACAUGUUGUAAAUGGCACACAUACUAUGAUAAGAGAGUUUACAUAUAUCUCAGCUAUUCCAUAUAAUAGGAUAACAUUUUUAUAUAAUAUAUGGAAUGGUUUCAGUUCAAUAAAAGAGAAAGAAUUUAUAAACUCACUAAUUUGUGGUCUAAAAGUAAAUGAAGUUCAAUUUAAUGAAAAUGUGUUACCAUUGAAUGGAAUGAGGAACAGUACACUAGAGGUAAUCAUCGAACCAGACAUAUCCAAUCGAUGCAGCGGACAUGCUUGUAAAUCUGUAGUUUCGGAAUGUUGCCUCAAACCGAAUAUACUAACUAAUCUACCUGACAAAUAUGUGAAUACAGUAGAAUUUCGUAGUUUUACUCGUGAUCUGUAUGCAAAAGCAACAUUUUCACUACCCUCAAAAUCAGUUAUGCGUAUGUGUGCUAAACAAUUCUUACUUCAUUCAGAAUUCAAUCUUUACGGUCUCUUCUCAUCUUUGGCAAAUGAUCAUUUAUUAAUAUCAGAAAUGGGAUUUCCUCAACUUCAUGGUUCGUCUACAUUGUCACCCUCAACUUUAUUAAAAUCUACGAAAGCUUAG